CUUGAAUCCUUGACCGUUGGGUGCUUUUCCCGGAACCUCGUUCGAAUAGAGAGUGUCCUGAUAUGCAGAUACUAUCUGGAGCCUUCAACGGAAACCAGCCAAGUAGAUUGACUACUUAUUGAAGCUCCAUUCCCCCCCCUCAUAUUCCAGUUCUUCAGCGCACCAACGACAAUUGCACCCAUUCACCCUCCAACAGGCUUUACCUACGCCUCGUUCCAACCCUUCAAGUCAAGCAGACCCCCCUCACCCCCCCCCCAAAGACUACACAGAAUGGCUCCCGGUGCCGUCGCUCCUACGAAGCACACCAAUCUGCUGGGCGGACGUGAGUUUCCAGCAGUAACCUGGUACAAGGAUCCCGGAUUGCGAAAACUGUACCUCCUUCUGGGCACUGUAAUCAUGGUGUCCGCUACCAAUGGUUUCGACGGUUCGAUGAUGAACGGACUGCAGACGGUACCCAAUUGGAAGAAUUACUUCGAGCCUUCCUCUUCCGAGCGUGGUCUUCUCAACGCCAUCCUCUCGGUAGGAUCCAUCUGCGCCAUUCCAAUCUCCCCUUGGCUGGCCGAUUGGCGUGGUCGUCGUCUCGCCAUCACCAUCGGUAUCACGAUCAUGUUUGUCGGUGUCGCUCUCCAAACCGCUUCCGUCAAUCUGGCUAUGUUCACUGCCUCGCGUUUCUUGAUCGGUUUCGGUGUCUCCCUUGCACACGGUGCCGCCCCCCUUCUCGUCACAGAGUUGGCUCAUUACCAGCACCGUGCCCGUAUCACGUCGCUCUACAACACCACCUGGUACAUCGGCUCCAUCAUCGCCGCCUGGACCACGUAUGGUACUUUCCGCAUCGACAGCACUUGGUCGUGGCGCAUCCCGUCGGUGCUCCAGGCCGCCCCCGCCAUCCUGAUGAUGUCCUUCAUCCUUUUCGUCCCCGAGUCCCCUCGUUGGCUCAUUGCCCACGACCGUGCCGACGAAGCGCUCGACAUCUUGGCGCGCUACCACGCCAACGGCGACAGGCACGACGAGCUGGUUCAGUACGAGUACACCGAGAUCAAGGAGACCCUCGCCAUCGAGUUGGAGGUGGCCAAGGUCGGCAUCUCGGAGCUGUGGGCUACGCGCGGUAACCGCCACCGCAUGCUUAUCUGCAUCUGCGCCGGUUUCUUCUCGCAGCUGUCGGGCAACUCGCUCGUGUCGUACUACAUCGGAGACAUCUUGACGCAGGUCGGCAUUGAGGACCCGGAAACCCAGAACAUCAUCAACGGCUGCCUCAACAUCUGGAACAUGCUCAUCGCCUGCGGCAUGGCAUUCGCCGUCGACAAGGCCGGUCGUCGCCCGCUUUUCCUCAUCUCCACCGGUGGUAUGUGCGUCAUGUUUAUCUGCUGGACCAUCGCUUCCAAGUACGCGGUUGAGAACGGAUCCAAGGCGGCCGGUUCCGCCGUCGUCGCCCUGAUCUUCCUGUACUUCACCUGCUACAAUCUGGCCUGGUCCGGCCUGCUGAUCGGCUACACCGUCGAGAUUCUGCCCUACAAGAUCCGUGCCCGUGGAAUGUCGGUCCUGUUCAUGUGCAUCAACUUGGCGCUCUUCUUCAACAACUACUUGAACCCGGUCGCGCUCGAGCGCAUCAGCUGGAAGUACUACAUUGUGUACUGCAUCUUCCUCGCGUUCGAGUUUACCGUUGUCUUCUUCCUCUUUGUCGAGACCAGAUACACGCCUCUCGAGGAGAUCGCCGCCUACUUCGACGACCCCGUAGCCGAGAAGGCCAAGCACCGCGUCGAGCAGGCCAUCCAGGAGACGACCGUCGUGGAAUUCCCGUCGAAGCAGGAGGCAUAGAAUGUAGCCUGUGGUGUUCCCGGAAGCAUAUUUCACGGUUUCGUUUGGAUGUUUGGUCGUUUUUCUUUCACUUCUUUUCCUGUCUCUUUCAAAACUGUCGGUAUACACGAAUUCUAGUUUAUUUUAUUUUUUCCGGCGGGUGACCGUGUUGUGUGGGUUGAUUGCACGACGAUAUAUGUAAUCUGGCGGGAUGCUUUAGGUACGGGCUGUGGAUUUGUAUGUAGGAGGUGGUGCGUAGGAGCGUGUGGAGCCUCGAAUAAACUUCAUCUCCAAC
Tricharina praecox is the source of this 2089-nucleotide messenger RNA. RefSeq names its product general substrate transporter. The coding region runs from base 271 to 1815 and encodes 514 amino acids. Gene Ontology annotation, biological process: carbohydrate transport; transmembrane transport. NCBI's taxonomy places the organism in Eukaryota, Fungi, Ascomycota, Pezizomycetes, Pezizales, Pyronemataceae. Gene Ontology annotation, molecular function: carbohydrate:proton symporter activity. The transcript has 4 exons. Gene Ontology annotation, cellular component: membrane. The record is from RefSeq and is a predicted model, not a curated record.